AUGGCUUUCAAGUUUGUCCUUACCGUGUGCGCUGCCCUCUUGGCUGUGGCCAAUGCUGGAUUUGUUUCGCCUGUGACUUAUGCUGCCGCCCAUUACUCCAAGUCUGUGCAAACUCCAUACUCUAGCGUACACAAGGUAGACACCCGCAUCAACAACAAUGUCUACACUCCAGCUGUGGCCAAGACUGUGUCCUAUGCUGCUCCUGCUUACCAAACUUAUGCUGCUCCCGCUGUUGCCAAGACCGUCUCCUAUUCUGCCCCCGCUGUCCAAACCUAUGCCGCUCCUGCUGUUCACACCUAUGCUGCACCCGCUGUCCAAACUUAUGCCGCUCCCGCUGUCCACACUUAUGCUGCGCCCGCUGUUCAAACCUAUGCUGCUCCUGUAGUUAAGCAAGCCAUUACCUACUCUCCUGCUGCCACCGUUGCCCAUGUUUCAUUCGAUGGCUUCGGUGCUCACUGGGGUUACUAG
Molecule: messenger RNA, 468 nt
Organism: Stomoxys calcitrans (stable fly)
Lineage: Eukaryota; Metazoa; Arthropoda; Insecta; Diptera; Muscidae
Product: pupal cuticle protein G1A-like
Exons: 2
Coding region: 1-468 (155 amino acids)
Source: RefSeq, a predicted model, not a curated record